CGCAGAGUAGAUAGAAGAGUUAUGCGGAUGUACGGCGAAAAGACCUUAAGUUCGAUGUGGGAGAAAAGGUAUUCUUGAAGGUAGCACCUAUGAAGGGUGUUAUGCGUUUUGAGAAGAAAGGGAAGUUAAGUCCUCGAUUUGUUGGACCAUUUGAGAUCUUAGAGAGGGUUGGUGUUGUGGCGUAUCGCUUGGCGUUACCACCAUCACUCUCUGCAGUCCAUAAUGUUUUCCAUGUUUCGAUGUUGAGGAAAUAUGUGGCCGAUACAUCUCAUGUAGUAGACUAUGAACCCUUGGAGAUUGAUGAGCAUUUGAGCUAUGUAGAACAACCUGUGGAGAUUCUGGCUAGAGAGGUGAAGAUGCUUCGUAAUAGAAGCAUUCCAUUAGUAAAGGUUUUGUGGCAGAAUCAUCGAAUUGAAGAGGCGACAUGGGAGCGAGAAGAAGAGAUGAGGACUCGUUAUCCAGAGUUAUUUCAAGAUUAG
Cucumis sativus (cucumber) is the source of this 479-nucleotide messenger RNA. RefSeq lists its product as uncharacterized. Lineage: Eukaryota; Viridiplantae; Streptophyta; Magnoliopsida; Cucurbitales; Cucurbitaceae. The transcript has a single exon. Bases 90 to 479 code for a protein of 129 amino acids. The record is from RefSeq and is a predicted model, not a curated record.